ACACAACAUGAGGAAAUGUUGCGCUAAGAGGUGACACCAGUGUUCAGCCCUGGAUGCUAGCCCCCUUCCCUGUGAGCCCAUGGCCCUUUCCUUGAGUGUCCUUUAUAAACCAGAGCAGUUCCUCCUGGAAUGGUGUGAUGUCACCGGUGAAUCAGGACAAGUGCUCCGGAAUCUUGGAAGCCAUUUGAUCCCGAACACCUGGCUAUGGCCAGUUCUCUUUUCACGCUGUCGUGAGGCUGCGCUCUGGAUAAGACAGGAUCCCCCUGAGAGCCACAUUGGCUGUCUCGGAGACUGCUCCAAGCCAACAGGACCCAGCGGAGGAGGGCCAGAAGAGAAGGGCAUGCAUGGAAGGAAAGGCAGAUAAAUGCAAAGGGGAUGAUGACCAUUCCUCUCUUGUUCCCUCAGAUGUCACAUGCAAAAUCCUCAAGCUCCGCAGAACAGGAGCCCUCUGGCCUCAGGUUCCGCCUCUUCAGCGGCUGCCCCUGAGCCGAGAACCAGGAGGAAGAGGGGCCGGAAGACAAGGAAUUUGGCGGGUGUGAAGGCAGCUACCUAUGAGAGUAGCCCUCCUGCCUCCAAUUCAGCCUCCUCAGAAGCUGUCUCCGAGCUGAAGUCCUGGAGGAAAAGAGGGCAGAGGAGGAACAUAUGGACUGUCAAUCAUGUUGAGGGCACAAAACUCAGGAUGAACAGGAGGAGAAGACCCAGUUACCGCCCUGAGGACCAAGAAGCCUUCUACCGGCUUCUGGAGGAUCCCGCCAUCCAGAGCUUCCUGGAAGCUGACAUUUUCCUCAAAGUGUCUGACAAGUACCUGCUGUCCAUGGUGGUGGAGUACUUCGGCCGUGUCGGGCUGCCUGGACACCUCUACAACAGGAUCCACUUCUUCCUGGCCCUCUACAUCGCCUCAGACAUGGAGGAGGACAACCCCAUGUCCAAGAGAAGCAUCUUCCAGUUCCUGCUGGGCAAGGAGCACUGGCCAGACCUCUACAAGGACUUCCUGAAGCUGAAGGUGGAGUUCUUCCACGCCAUGGGCCACCGAGCCUGGGUCACCCCGGAGCUGUGUGAGGAGAUCCAGGCCCAGAACCCCCACCACUGGGUCUGGAGUCGGGUGCGCCAGUGCGCUCCCUAGUUCCCAGGAUGUGGGAACGACCAGCUGGGCCGUGGAUCGGGGGCUGCAGAUGUCCAGCUCCUGCCCACCCCUCCCUGAAACCCCACCUCCUAUCCCCACCCACAACAAAGAGGCAGCUGCCCUUCCCCAGGCUCCAAGCAGCUGCAGGGGGCAGCACCUGGGCUCCAGCUUCCCUUGGACCUGCAAGACAGUGGGUCCCAGGGAGCCCCAGCUGCAGCAGCCUGCACCGGGGUGCCAAACCCGCCCAGCGGGACACAGGCCCCACGCUCCCAUCUUCAAGUGAGUAUCAGGCAUCAGAGGCCCAUGACCCCAGGAUAUCCUGGGGGAGGGUCUAGCAGUAACUCAGAGGGGUACCCAAGGGAACCAAGAGACUUCCAGAGCAGGAGCCCCAACAGAGACUGAGGACAGAAGGAGGAAGAAGGGACGGAAAGUCCAGGAUGAGUCCUGGACCAUCGAGGAGGAGGAACUUGAAGGAAGAGGCCAAGGCAGCCAGUGGAAGACAGCAAGGAAAGGAGGAGGAGUUGAAAGGGAAGAAACAGAGGAAAGAGGAGCAGAAGAGCUCACUCUGUAGUCAGAGCCUUACUGAGCAUCCACUAGGUCAUCCACCAAAGCCUUGGCCGAUGAAGACGGCCGAUGAAGACAUCAGCGGCUGAUGGGGGCAUUGAGACGCUGGAAGGCUGGAACGGAGGGGAAUGAAAGGGGAGAAAUUACAUACAGUCAUACACUCUGACAAGAUAGAAAUGACCCAACUUUUAAAAUGAGAGGAAGGAGAGAGAAAGGGAGGAUCUAGCGAGGGGGAGGGGUGGGGGGAGGGUCCUGGGGCAUCGUCAAAGCUGGAAAGAAAACAGUGGGAGCCCAGGUAAGGGAAAAGAGGAACCCAAGGAGUCCCAUGAAGACUCACUAGACCAAAAAUAUAAGCCACCCUAUAUGCCCAAAGUAAUGCAUACGACGCAUUUUCGAAAAGCAAACAGACCAAGUAAAGACACACAGCAAAUAUAAGAAACAUACAACUGUAAUAUAUACAAAAUGGGACACAACAGAGAUGGGUCAUUAUUAUCUGUAUUAAUAAAUCUGAAUUCACUGCUAAAAA
Messenger RNA from Microcebus murinus (gray mouse lemur), 2213 nucleotides. NCBI's taxonomy places the organism in Eukaryota, Metazoa, Chordata, Mammalia, Primates, Cheirogaleidae. The record is from RefSeq and is a predicted model, not a curated record.